UACAGCUCUAAACUGUGACCUACAGCUAUGCACAGCCAAGCAUCACAUCACACGACAGCCUUAACUUUAGCUACAAGCAGGGCUGUAGUUGCUUCAGACUAUCAUUAUUCAUCUCACUACCAACAAUACCUUUGGAUGGAUUUAGCAACAAGCAUUUGAAAUUGUCACUAUCUUUUUUUAAAUUGCUGCCACCGGCAGAACUCAAUUCAAAGGUAGGAGAUCUUAAUGGACUUGGUAGAAAGUAUUUGAGAGACCAUGCUAGGUUAAAUGGAUUACUGCUUCUCUCUGAUACAGAGGAUGAAAAAGAACCUUAAAAGCAGAAAAACUUAAACUGUCAUAUUCAGUACAGAAAGUCAUUUUUUCUAAGCACAGUUUGAGUAAAUGAAAAAAAAAAAAAGAAAAAAAAGAAAAAGAGAAAAAACCGCUUGUUUUCUUCCAGCAGUAGUAACAACCUGCAAACAGGACAUGCUAGAAUAAGAGACCUUCAAGCAAACUGACCUGAAACAACACUUUUCACAGACAGCUGUAAAGCUUAAAAAUGCCACUUUUUGGCUGGAUGAAAUGGUCAAAAACUGAUUCCUACAAGCCCACAAGAUGUCCUGGAUCAGAAGUUGUUACAAAAACCCUGCUGAGGGAGUUGAAAUGGCACCUGAAAGAGCGUGAAAGAUUCGUUCAAGAGAUCGAAAACGAACAAAAAGUCCAGAAGACUGGCAUGGAUUACAACUGGCUCAAGAAUUACCAGAACCCUCAAGCAACAAUUCCAGCUACUGAGCAACGGCAACUUGAAGUUCUGUGUUCACAAAUCCAGCCUUGCCAAACAGGAACUGUUCUCAGCAGAUUUCGUGAAGUUUUGGCAGAAAAUGAUGUCUUACCCUGGGAAAUAGUCUACAUAUUCAAGCAAGUUUUAAAAGAUUUUCUCACCACCACUGAGAGAGAAAACCAACCAGAGCAGCUGGCAGAUGCAUGGAAUACAAAUUGUCCUGAACAUUUCAGUCCGCGUGGCGACAGCUCUAACAAGUCGGACAAGGAUGAAAUCCCCACUGUUUCAAGUUAUGUUGACAAAAACACACACAGCAUGUUUCCCACCUUCUCUCAUAGAAUCUGGAAUCUACCCUAUUACUACCCAUCAAGUUAAGUUGGUUUGUGUUGCUUUCAAAGAGUUAUGCAGCCAUUCGCAUUCCUUUUUUGUCAUUGCCAUCCAGACACAUAUAGGAGUAAGAAAUGUGACCUGCUCCCCUUUUUUCCAAGUUCAGAAAUUAAAAUCCUUCGUUAUAACUAGUAUGCAAUAACUUUAACUAUCAACUCCCCUUUUAUCUUUAUAGUUUCUUAGAGCUGUUGUGUUUGAAGCCAUCUUUUAAUAAGCAAUGUAGAUGUUUCCGAAAAAAUUCUGAAGCAUUUAAUUUUUUAGCCGUAUAGAGCUAAAAGUAUUUAAACAAUAAAAAAAUACUACUUUCCAUAUUUUGAAACAGCAUCAAUCCACACAGCAUUAGAUAAAAACUUCUGUAUUUGUCACAUAGCUUUUAGGCUCUAU
Messenger RNA from Pseudopipra pipra, 1531 nucleotides. It is a transcript of the gene RD3L, whose product is annotated as RD3 like. The transcript is spliced from 3 exons. The coding region runs from base 539 to 1135 and encodes 198 amino acids. NCBI's taxonomy places the organism in Eukaryota, Metazoa, Chordata, Aves, Passeriformes, Pipridae. The record is from RefSeq and is a predicted model, not a curated record.